AUGGCAUCACCUUUCAACUCGCGUGAGGGCAUAGCCAUACAAACAAGUGGACUCAACAAUCCACCAAAUCCGACGACGGCAGCAGUUGAACGGGAUGAAGAUGACAUAUCCCUUACCUCGACGGUAGAGAGUGUAUUCCAAGAUGAAUACGAGGUCGAAACCAUCCAUGCACAAGACAUAAUCAACGGCCAAAAAGUGUACCUGGUUAAGUGGAAAGGCUACGAAGAUCUACGUUGCACAUGGGAGCCGAGAAACUCGUUCAAUACCACAGAAAUACUACAAGAGUGGAAGAACAAGAAACAGCAGAUACGACGAGGAACAAGACAGCCAUUCGAUGUUGAAGCGUGGCAGGCUGAAAUUGAAGCUUUUGAGAAUGCUCGUGAAGAUCGGAAGCGUCGACGAAGGGCGAAACGAGCCAGGCUGGGCUUGCUGGGUUCUGAUGAUCAUGACCAAGAAGCAACUGCUGUGCCGACUGCCGCCGCGCCAAUCGCAGAUGUGGAAAUGACAGUUCCUCCCCAAGCUCCCUUAGAGACAUCUUCAGAUGAUGAGAUGCCUCUUAUUCAUAGAAAAGGCCUGGAGCAGAACAAAAGUCCCUCAAUUACCGACAGUGUUCAGUCAAAAUCGCCAAGUCAACCUCGAAGCACGCCUCCCACUCUUCCAACCAAUGAACCUACUGUUCAACCUACACCGGCAGGCCCUAUCAAUCAAACGGCUCACCGAACAGAGAGACCAAAAGCACUACCUCCCAAGCCUGUGGAUAUCAAAGUGGUAGACGGUCGUAUCGAAAGAAGAGAUCUUGCCGGGGUAUUGAACCGUGCGCGGCAGCAGCCCAAGAAUCCAACAGAGAAAAGCAAACCGUGGAAACUAUUUCAAACCACGCACAGAUUCGAAAAGGCUUCUCAGCAAGAUCCAGAACCCAACAGAAACGACCUGGAACUACAAAGUCCCAGUACAUGGUCACCAUUUCAAAUGUCCUCGUCUCUCAGAAAACGUCAACAAAAAGAGGACAAUAGUCUCUUUGUCGAGCAAGAUGAAAUACCAGAGACUCAGCAGACUUCUCUGCCUCAGACCCCAGCUGCGUCAAUUGUUACUCCCGUGCUUCCUUCUAAGCGAUUAAGCGCGGUAGAGCAGCCCUCCGCUAUACCUUCAAGCACCAUACCCCAAAACGAUUACACGCAAGAAGUGAGAGGAAGCCCAUCAACUGAGAGCUCGGAUCAUUACGUACCUAAAGGUCCGAAGGGCUGGAAACCACUCAUGGGAGAAAAACGCAAACUGCGCAAGAAAGAAGACAUGCUCUGUCAGAUAUCAUAUGGCACCGAACCCGUUGAGAUAGGCGAUGCUUUACUCUGUGACUUAUCGACCGAUACUCGAGAGAUGGUCAACAAGCUAAAGUACAAGGAUGAGCUCAAAGUUCGUUUCGAAGAAAUAUGCACUCUAGAUCGUUUUCAAUCGUUGGCUCAUGAGACAAGGAAAGAAAUUAGUUUUAAUGGCUAUAUCCUUCCUUAUCCCGAUACACAAUCUGCGUUAUUUGGUCUGGAGCAUCUGCUUCUGAAAAAGGACCUCGUUGCGAUAGCCAGAAUCAGCCCAUACUCAUCUGAUCCGGUUCGUGGGUUGACAUUUGUCUGUUAUCCAAAUCACCCUCGAUCCAAGAGUUUUCAGCUCCUCAACAGACAAGGUUAUUCUGCACAAAAGGGCUCUCUAUGCUUCGCAGGUAUCAAAGAGGUACUCCCACGACAUCCACGAGAAAUCGCGUUCCCCAAGGACGAUUCCAUGACGAGAAGCUCAUUGGAAAGACCAGAGCGACAGGGCCGAUAUGAAGAAUUUAUCAAGAUGAGAAGCGAAGGGUUAGAUACGUGGCGCCUUCCAUCUCAAUCUAUUCCUUCUACGCCGCGACGUGAUGAUUCGUUCUCGAGAGUCAAAGGCCGAGCUCUACAAGCCCAGGAUCCUCGAUUAGAAGUCUCAACUACUCGCAGCGAUCAAGCACCUGGAGCGUCUCGAAUUGCUCAGUCAAGUGCCGUGUUGAAUACUGCUGUUGCCGUACACGACGAAACAAACGCCACAUAUUCCAACGCCAUGGACACCUCGUCUGACUCUAGCGAAGAGAUUGAUAUCAUCACGGGAACAGAAGCUCCUAUCUCAAAAGAAAUCGAUGUCCCGUCACCCGCACCUGUGACGUCGAAUGAGCAAUAUACUGAUCGAGUCAUUCCAGAGACGCAGGAUGUGCAGAUGCUUGACGUUAGCAAUGCAGAAAACAUUGACCUCAAAGAAUAUUUGACAAAGGCAUUCUUAAACAAUUUCAAGAUCACAUACGACGAUAUGGCCGCUGUUACCAGUCAUUCAAGCAUCAAACUCGCGAAUUGCUUCUACCUAUGGUUCCCCGAAGAUGCCGACGCAGACUUCCAGGUUCUGGAAAAUUUCCUCGAUAAACAUGACGCAAUUGUACUUUCUAAUCGCAAACAAAACGACUGGGAGAAGUUUACGAAAUCUUCUACAGGAGUUGCGUUGUUCCACCAUAGUUUCCUUCGUUUUAGCGAAAUGCCUGGCUUCCACAAACUCACCAUGAGCUCCUCUUUCAACUUCUGGACCGUGUCACUCGCAACUGUCAUCCCAAACGUUGAGCCACAGACACACUUCCAACGAAUCUUUCCUCACGGAACCGGUUAUCUCAUGACGGAGGACUUCAUGCUACAUGAAAGAGAUGCAGCGAUCAUAGUUCUAGCUUGGUUUAGGGACAUAGUUUCGACCAAAUUUCCCGGUACGCUGAAAAUGAUGUUUCGUCCGAAUGUGUUGAAGUGGUUGGAUCGCAUGUCCAAGGAGGAUCCUCGGUUUGCUAUAAUGGCUGUCCUCAUCGGCGACACCGCAUGUCACGGCGACGCAUCAAAUUGGCCAGUUGAAGCCCGCGACCUCGACUGUUUCCAUAACCCAUCUCUCGAAAGCCCCGUCAUCUCUCUAGCCAAACUACCCAGUGCUGGGCCUGCAGAUACUUCUUCAGUUGCAAAAGCGAGUGCAGAGCAAUCAAAAGACACAGAUCUUUUGUGCGAGGUCUUCGCAGCCUGGGCCAUUCUUAACGCAGCGUCUCUCCGCAAAUUUCUGAUUCUCACACACAACAAGCCUAUGGAUCGUUGGCAGGCAUGGCAACACGUCAGUCCUCUCCCUCCUUUUCAUAAAAUUCUCGGCUAG
Molecule: messenger RNA, 3180 nt
Organism: Talaromyces amestolkiae
Lineage: Eukaryota; Fungi; Ascomycota; Eurotiomycetes; Eurotiales; Trichocomaceae
Exons: 4
Coding region: 1-3180 (1059 amino acids)
Biological process (GO): negative regulation of transcription by RNA polymerase II; chromatin organization
Cellular component (GO): pericentric heterochromatin
Molecular function (GO): chromatin binding
Source: RefSeq, a predicted model, not a curated record